Bombus terrestris (buff-tailed bumblebee) is the source of this 1393-nucleotide messenger RNA. Its product is annotated as biogenesis of lysosome-related organelles complex 1 subunit 2-like. NCBI's taxonomy places the organism in Eukaryota, Metazoa, Arthropoda, Insecta, Hymenoptera, Apidae. The record is from RefSeq and is a predicted model, not a curated record. Bases 63 to 848 code for a protein of 261 amino acids. The transcript is spliced from 3 exons.
CAUUGCUGCUGUUCUCGUACGUAUGAUACUUCGUUCUUCAUUACAUUUUUCUUGAUCUUUUAAUGCAGGCUCUUCCGUUUGAUCAAUUAAACCAAGUACAAAAUGCUCUUAAGCCUAAUGACGAAUCUCAAGCAAAUUCACAAGGAAAUAAUAGCAAUAAUGGCAGUGAUGAAAAUCACAGUAAUAAUGACAACAGUGGUAGCCAAGAUUUGUCCCAUGUUGUGGACAAAAGCUUUAAAAUUGUCGAUGACUUGCACAAGUUUGUAGGAUCCAUGGAACAUAUGCUGGAAAAUCAAUUGAAAAAAGUAACAAACGGCUCCGCACAUCUUUUGGAACAAAUAAAACAACAGGUCACUAAAGUUAUUACCGAUAUUGGGAACAAAACACAAGAACAUUUUCAACAUCUCCAUAACAAACUCGAUAAACUGGAAGAAGAUGCCUCGAAGGCAAAGAAUAUCAUUAAACACGAAGUAGAGGACAUCAUCAAGAACGUUACCAAUACGCUUGACAAUCUGGAGAAUAAAAUAAAUAAUACAUUAAGACAUGUUAACGAAAAGACUUCCGAAAUCGUAAACCACGUGAGGAAUGUUACAGAAGAAAGAGUACAGGAAUUUAUAAAUAAAACAGCCCAAGCUAUGGCACAAGCGAGACAUACUGCUGAAGAUAUUGAAGAAAAAACUGCUAAGAUUUUAAACAAAACAUUGUCCGAGUUAAGAAAAGAGGCUCACAAUCUUUUGAACAAUACCAAAAAAUUUAUUCAUGAUGUAAUUAAUGAAAUUGAAAACCAAAUUCACGAUAUCCUCGAUAAUAUGAAUGCUUGCAUCUUACGGAAGAUCUGUGCGAUAUAAUUUACGAUGUUUCGGAAGAUUCUAAAUCUCUAUUAGACACUGCAAAGAAUAAUGUUCAAAAUAUUGUCGGUGCUAUUGUUAAUAACACUAACGAUGUUGUUGAACAAACAGUUAAUAAUGUUAAAAGUGUUGCUUCUGGCAUUUUCCAUGAUGUCCACUAUGUCGUAAAAUUUGGAAUAGAUAAUAUGAGGGAUAAUAUAAAAAACGCAUUCAACGUUACACACCAUAUCCAUGACAAUGUUCAAGACACUAUUGCUAACAUUAUAGAUGACGCAGAGGAUAGAGCAUCCCAUAGUUUUAAGAUAAAUUUAAUACAUUUUUAAUAUCAAAAUGUUCAGCAUAUUAUGUAUUUCUAUAUCUUAUGUUACAAAAUAUUUCAUUUUUACUUCCGUAAUUAUUCUUUAUAUUUAUGUCUAGUUCCCAUUUGGUAUCUAAGUAAUAAAUAUAGGCUACUGCAUCUUAAAUGGAAUCAGGAAAUCGAUGAUUGGAAAUUACUAAACAAAUAAAGUAGUUUUCAAUUUAUAAACAAGCAGCAGUAGUAAAGA